This is a messenger RNA of Phalaenopsis equestris, 3064 nucleotides long. RefSeq names its product pentatricopeptide repeat-containing protein At1g19720. The transcript has a single exon. NCBI's taxonomy places the organism in Eukaryota, Viridiplantae, Streptophyta, Magnoliopsida, Asparagales, Orchidaceae. Gene Ontology annotation, biological process: RNA modification. Gene Ontology annotation, molecular function: RNA binding; protein binding; zinc ion binding. Bases 69 to 2765 code for a protein of 898 amino acids. The record is from RefSeq and is a predicted model, not a curated record.
CACACACACACACACACACUACAGGAGAUGUAAAGAGCGUAGGGAUAAGCUUGCUCAGUCUCUUACUCAUGAUGGAGAAUCCCUUCUUCUCCUGUAAAUCGCAAAAUCAAAUCCUCAUUCCCUUCUUCAAACCUCAAAUUUCUAACAAUCUUUCUUCCCAAAUCUCACCCCCAACCCAAAACCUCAAAGCCGCGUCCUCAGAAGCAGAGCCACCGCCGACGCUACCCCCCCAAACUGGAAGGCCGGGAGAGCGAAAGCUCCUUCGCCUUUCCCGUGCCGGAAAGCUCCAAGAGGCCGUUUCUGCUCUACACCCCGGGACUCCCAUCACAACUCGAACCUACCUCUCUCUUCUCCAAGCUUGCAUCGAUUCCAAUUCGGUUGAAGCUGGCCGCAUUCUCCAUUCCUCUUUUCCCUAUGUAAAGAACCCGAACCCCUUCGUCGAGACCAAGCUCGUCAGCAUGUACGCGAAAUGUGGCGACUUGGACAAUGCCCGCAAGGUGUUCGAAAAGAUGCGCCAAAGAAAUCUUUUCACCUGGUCUGCUAUGAUUGGAGGCUGCGGAAGGGAUAACCAGUGGGAGGAAGUUGUCGGCCUAUUCCAUCAUAUGGUUCUUGAAGGCAUCAAUCCAGAUGCCUUCUUGCUGCCCAAGAUUCUACAGGCAUGCGCUAAUAUUGAGGACGUUGUCACCGGCAAGCUACUACACUCGCUUACGAUCCGAUUAGGGUUUUUGGAGGAGAGCCAUGUUGGAAACUCUUUACUCAACAUGUACGCAAAGUGCGGAGAUUUGAUCACGGCGAAGAAGUUUUUUGAUAAACUUGAUGUGAGGGAUAGAGUAAGUUGGAACUCAAUCAUCUCUGCGCAUUGCCACUGCGGCAGAAACGAUGAAGCUUUGAAGUUAUUUGAGCAAAUGAGAAAUGAAGGGAUUGAACCUUGCUUGAUCACCUGGAAUAUACUUAUCUCUAGUUAUAGCCAGUGUGGGAAACCAAAAAUUGCUCUUGAGCUGAUGAAGAAGAUGGAGAGCAGCAAAAUCGUCCCUGAUGUCUUCACAUGGACCUGCAUAAUCUCAGGUUUGCUGCAGAACAAGAAGAUGAACCAAUCUCUGGAUCUCUUUCAACAGAUGUUGAAAUCCGAUAUCGAACCAAACAACAUGACGGUCGCCUGCGCCAUCUCUGCUUGCGCUACUCUUAAAUAUCUAAAAAAUGGAAGAGAGCUUCAUUGCUACGCCAUUAAAAAUGGAGGUGCAGCUAAUUUACUGGUGAUUAACUCGUUGGUAGACUUAUAUUCAAAAUGCUGGAAGCUAGAAGAUGCUGAAAGAAUAUUUGAUGCCAUUGAUAAGAAGGAUGUUUUUACUUGGAAUUCAUUGAUAGGAGGGUACAUGCAGGCUGGGUACUGCGGGAAGGCUCAUGAACUCUUCACCAAGAUGGAGACUUUGGGUCUUCAGGAUAAUCCUGUGACAUGGAAUGUGAUGAUUUCUGGGUACAUUCAGAACAGGGAGGAAGAACAAGCAGUUGAACACUUUCAGAAAAUGGAAGCUGCUGGUGUUAGAAGGAAUGCAGCCUCAUGGAAUGCCCUAAUCUCUGGUUUCUUGCAGAAUGGAGAAGCAAACAAGGCUUUUAGGGUUUUUCGUCAAAUGCAAUUCGGUUCCGAGAAAUCAAAUUCCAUUACGAUCUUAAGCAUACUUCCAGCUUGCGCGAAUUUGGUGUCAGCAUGGAAGGUAAAGGAGAUCCAUGCCUAUGUGCUUCGCAGCGGUUUGAAUCAUGAUCUUCCAAUUUUGAAUUCAUUGAUUGAUAUCUACUCCAAGUCUGGUGACUUAACCAGUGCUCGUGUUUCAUUUAACACGCUACAUGCCAGAGAUUAUAUCUCUUGGAAUUCAGUGAUUGCUGGAUGUGUUUUCCAUGGUUGUUCCCAACCGGCUCAGGAACUUUUCCAUCGCAUGGAAAAUGAAGGAGUGAAGCCAAAUCUAUCAAUUUACACCAGUUUGAUUCGUUCUUAUGGUUUUGAUGGAUUGGUGAAUGAUGGGAAGGAGCUCUUCAUGAACAUUACAGAACAGAACUUUUCUCCAGGCAUGGAGUUUUAUGCAGCAAUGGUUGAACUCUUCGGCCGGUCUAAACGGCUUGUGGAAGCUUAUAGUAUGAUCAAGGAAAUGCCUGUUGAACCAGACUCCACUGUUUGGAACGCAUUACUUACAGCAGCGAGAUAUUGUGGUAAUGUCAAGCUUGCUAGUUUUGCAACUGAGAACCUGAUUAAAUUAGAACCUAAAAAUCCAAUAUUGCAAUGUCUAUCUUCAAGUUUACAAGCUAUAUGUGGCAGCUCAUCUGAAAUACCAGACAUGAAGAAGCCAUUGAAGGAGAGUGAUGAAUAUGGCUUCCAUUCUUGUUGCUGGAUGGAAGAUAGAUGCCGGGUUUAUACAGUUUUUGUUGGUGACAGAAUGGUUGAGUCUGUAUCUACUAAGCUGGUAGAAUUAAGACGAAUAGAGAAGGAGAUCAAGGCGAACAUUGCAAGCAUCACAGGUACAAGGCUUGACAUUGAGGAAGAGCUGGAAGAUGAUGAUGAAAUGCACUGUGAGAGGAAAGCAAUACUAUACUCCCUUGUGAGUGGAGCUUCCUUAAAAGUGAUAAGAAUAGUUAAGAAUGUGAGGAUGUGUGCAAAAUGCCAUGGAACAGCCAAGCUUGUUUCCAAGUUGUAUGGUAGGAUCAUUCUGAUCAAGGAUAGGAAGUGCUUGCAUUAUUUUAGGGACGGGGAGUGUUCUUGCAAGGACUAUUGGUGAUCUGAUUGGAAGAUCAGAGGUGGAAUACCUUUUGUAACUACUGCUGGUGAUUUGACUGAGAUUAUCAUCUGAUAGUUCAAAAUAUUUGCUUUUUGGCAAUAAAAAUACUUUGUAAAAUAUUGCGGAUUUGUCUUUUCGAUCAACAAAAUUUAUCAUCUCCUGAAAUGAAUCCUGCAGAGAAUGUUCUAAAGCCAGUUUGCUGAGUGAGAACCACUUUAGUCAAGUGAAUCCAGGAAUUAGUGUUGUAAUGAUAAAGUCAAAAUCUUCAUGCAAGUGUCAUCAAGAGUGUGUACAUUGCC